AUGGUAAUGCUAUUACGGGUGUAAUACGAUACUUACUUAAUCUGUGAAAUCCACCGAUUUGUAAUACAUCCCUUUUCCUCAGUUUAGGUCCUGAUUCAAUUUUCUUCCCUGUUUUAGGCUCCCGAUUGACGCUUCUGUCUUAGCCAAAGUCUUCUGUUUCUUCCUUCUACCUUUCUUCUCCACUCUCCUCACCGUUUCUCCUUCUCCCUGUUAUAUAUUUUUUUGUAUUAUUAUUUUCUCAAUAGAUCUGCGCAGCAGCACCCACCAUUUUCAUUUCAGAUUUCCCAUCUAACCGGUUUUUUUUCUUCAUCUAACCAACCCUAGCAGCGUUGUUUCGUAGGACGACCCUCGGUUUUGCCACUAUUUACGGCGUUAACCCAUUGGAAGAAACUCCACUCUUUAACUUCCUUUUUUGCGGUUGUAUAUAUAGAUUUCUGUUUUUUCCUAGGUUUUAGAAUUUGUUUGUUUUUUGGGGAGUUUAGGGCCGUGCUAUGAAUAAUAGAGGGAGGUAUCCAUCGGUGCUCGGCCGUGGCGGCGGAGCGAACGCGAACCCUAGCUUUCAAUCGAGGCCGGAGCAACCGCAGUAUGCGCAGAGAAAUUUGGUGCAGAAUCAUCAUCAUUUUCAACAACAGCAACAUCAUCAUCAUCAUCUGCAACAGCAACAACAUCAACAGCAGUGGCUCAGACGAAACCAAUUGCCCGGCGGAAAUGACUCCACUGUCGUCGAUGAGGUCGAGAAGACCGUACAAUCUGAAGCCGGCGACUCAAGUUCACAAGAUUGGAAGGCAAGGCUAAAGAUGCCACCAUCAGAUACACGCUACAAAACGGAGGAUGUGACUGCUACCAAAGGAAAUGAAUUUGAAGACUACUUUCUGAAACGUGAACUUCUUAUGGGAAUAUAUGAGAAGGGCUUUGAAAGACCAUCUCCUAUUCAGGAAGAGAGAAUUCCCAUUGCUUUAACUGGAAGUGAUAUUCUUGCUAGAGCCAAAAAUGGAACUGGGAAAACUGCAGCAUUUUGCAUUCCUGCAUUGGAAAAAAUUGACCAAGAUAACAAUGUUAUUCAAGGUGCAAUGCCGAGGGAUGUUUUCAACACACUACCACCGUUUAGCUGUGGACUAUAGGAACAAUUCCAAGGGCUUCCUGACUCAGUACUAUGAACAGCUGCCAGUAAGUCUAGAGAAUUUGAGGCUGUAUACGGGAAACACCGAAGCAUGGGAUCUGAAGACAAGUUGCCAAUGCAAAGUAGUCUUGUAGUUUUUAUUCGGGAACUAAUCAGCCUUACACGCUUAAAGACAUGCGAGGAGGGCACUUGUAUUAGGUCAUUGACUCAACUUCAACAGAGGGCAAGGAUGCUUCUACAUCAACAUUGAUUGAAUGAAAUCCAUGUAAUAUUUGUAAUUUUUCCCAGGGUCAUUCAUUUUCGGAUAUAGUUAGUGAUGUGAAUAUGAUUGUGACUAAUAUGCUAUCUAGCAUUUUGUAAAGUUUGGGUGGGCUAGAAAAUUGGAAAACAUAUUAGUUGGUAGCUGGAAGGUUGAAAUGAUCUGACCGACAUUUUGUACAAUGCAGUUUGAAUUAAGUAAUUAGCAGUAUUUGUGAAAA
Gossypium raimondii (Peruvian cotton) is the source of this 1599-nucleotide messenger RNA. RefSeq names its product DEAD-box ATP-dependent RNA helicase 8. The record is from RefSeq and is a predicted model, not a curated record. Gene Ontology annotation, molecular function: ATP binding; RNA helicase activity; mRNA binding. Gene Ontology annotation, cellular component: P-body; cytoplasmic stress granule. The transcript is spliced from 5 exons. The coding region runs from base 492 to 1121 and encodes 209 amino acids. Lineage: Eukaryota; Viridiplantae; Streptophyta; Magnoliopsida; Malvales; Malvaceae. Gene Ontology annotation, biological process: cytoplasmic stress granule assembly; P-body assembly.